Messenger RNA from Canis lupus familiaris (dog), 859 nucleotides. RefSeq names its product CUB and sushi domain-containing protein 3-like. Lineage: Eukaryota; Metazoa; Chordata; Mammalia; Carnivora; Canidae. The record is from RefSeq and is a predicted model, not a curated record. The transcript has 5 exons. The annotation marks the transcript as partial.
AUGGAGACUCUCCAGACCUCCCCAAUUCUUGGAACCUUUACUGGGGCUGAGGUGCCUUCCCAUCUUACUAGUAAUAGUCAUAUACUGCGAUUGGAAUUUCAGGCAGACCACUCAAUGUCAGGACGUGGCUUUAACAUCACUUAUAACACAUUUGGACAUAAUGAAUGUCCUGAUCCUGGAAUACCAAUCAAUGCACGGCGGUUUGGAGACAACUUUCAAUUAGGAAGUUCAAUUUCGGUUAUUUGUGAAGAAGGAUUUAUUAAAACCCAGGGAACAGAAACAAUUACAUGUAUCCUUAUGGAUGGAAAAGUAAUGUGGAGUGGACCCAUUCCAAGAUGUGGAGCUCCAUGUGGCGGCCAUUUCUCAGCUCCCAGUGGAUUGAUUCUCUCACCAGGAUGGCCAGGAUACUAUAAAGACUCUUUGAAUUGUGAGUGGGUGAUUGAAGCUGAACCUGGACACUCUAUCAAAAUUACAUUUGAAAGAUUUCAGACUGAACUGAAUUAUGAUGUUCUGGAAGUCCAUGAUGGGCCAAAUCUUCUGUCACCCUUGCUUGGAUCUUACAAUGGUACCCAAGUGCCCCAGUUUCUAUUCAGUAGCAGUAAUUUUAUAUACCUUCUAUUUACGACAGACAACAGCCGUUCUAAUAAUGGUUUCAAGAUUCACUAUGAAAGUGUUACAGUGAACACUUAUUCUUGCUUGGACCCUGGCAUUCCUGUACAUGGCCGUCGCUACGGUCAUGAUUUCUCCAUAGGUUCUACUGUUUCAUUUAGUUGUGACCCAGGAUAUAGGCUUAGCCAUGAAGAGCCUCUUCUAUGUGAAAAAAACCACUGGUGGAGUCAUCCACUUCCAACCUGUGAUG